Messenger RNA from Geodia barretti, 1845 nucleotides. Lineage: Eukaryota; Metazoa; Porifera; Demospongiae; Tetractinellida; Geodiidae. The record is from the annotation of a GenBank genome assembly.
UGAGUGUGUCUCAGAAUGCAAGGAGUAUACUUGGAUGGUUGUCAUUCCACAAUCUUUCUGCUGGGGAGUGGUGCCUUGACUACCUCACCUGGGUGGACCCAGCAAUGUCUGGAUAGCUACCUCAGGAGCUGUCGCAGAUGCAGAUCUGGUCUUGCCAACCACCACCUGGCUGUAGUUGCCGACCCCUCACACCCUCUUCUUGCCUCUGGCCAGGUACAGGUUGGUGUAUGGUCUCCCAUACGUCAGCUGGUGUCCCGCACGCCUCGUCCUGCCAGACGGAGGUGGGACAGGGGGAAGGGGAAGGGGAGGAAGACACGUCCGACUCAACCCUCUCCUCCCCUGGUUGAUGUCCACCUCGACUACUCUCAACUAGAGAUACUCAUAUCUUCCCUGGACACUACUGGGGGACAGGGACACCAUGACACACUGCGUGAUGUAGGAUCAGAGAAGAGUGUUGCACCCCAGAAUACUGCACCCCAAGGUACUCCGGUAGCCAGGGGUAAUGUACCCCAAGACACUACCCCUGAAGACACUGUACCCCAAAACACCGUACCCCAGGGUACUGUACUCCAGGACUCUGUACUACAGGCUAUUUUACCCCGGGACACGGCACCCCAGGGUGGAGUAACACUGGAAUCUGGAAGAGAAGAGAAAAUGGAGCACCAAAGCACUCAACUGCAGCACACUGCAUGUACUACAAGUGAUAGUCUUACCAUUGGAUCAGAAAACACAGCACCCCAUGGAAUUGCACCACUGAUAGAGAGAGAUCAGUUGCCACAUAGUGUGGGAUCACAGAGCACACAACCAAAGGAUGCUCCAUCACAAGAUCCUGCGGCUAAGUUACACCGUGAUUCUGAAUUAGGGGAUGGAGAGAUGCCCGGUUCAAUAUUGCUGGCAACGGAAAUUGAGCACAAGGCAGAGGGGCAGAGUAGAGUAAUGUAUUGUGUUUGCAGAGGAAUGGAUGUGGUAGCUGGUCAGCUCCAUACUCUACUGGACUACCCUCCCUGGACACCUGGAGCCAUUGAUGCUAUAUCCCCCAUUGAGGUUUUUGUGCACUGGUUUCGUACAGAGAACAGUAUCACUGAUGUUCACUGGCUGGUGGGAGAAGAACAGGUCCCUUGCCCAAGCUCUCUCCCAUCACUCACUGGGGCCCUAUUGCGUCUGAGACUGUGGCAUAACGUGGAGCUCCAGAUAGUGGCCAGCUGCCGCGGUAGAGGGGAGAGCAGUGAGGAGUGGCAUGAGGUGGCAAAGGCUAGAGUCGUCAGUGCUGACCAGUGGACACACGGACUGGAGGACAUAUGGAGAGGCAGUCUCCACUUCACUGAGCAGAGGACCGCAAUGAAACAGGCCAGUCGAGAGACGCUGGUGUUCCAUGGCUUCUCCCUCGCACUCCGACCCCGUAACCUCCUCCCUAGUGACGGUAGCGACGUAUCUCCGACACUUCUCCCCGACGAUGACAUCACUGCUCCCCGUAAUGACAUCGUCACUUCCGCAUCCCGCGUCCUGAGAGACGUGGGUCUCCCGGAGACAGGUGCCACGCCCACCCAUCUGGAGGUGGUUCAACUGGUUGACGUGUCAACCAUCCCUCUCUUCUUGUUCUCUCCAUUCACCUGCACCCUUAUCCCAAAAGCUGGUUCACAAUACAUAGACUCCACUUCAGGACGUGCUGUAAAUCUCUUCGCAAUAGAAAUCACAAGGACUCUGCUCUACUGUUUCCAGAGCUCUUCAGAAAGAAAGUCAGUUCAGACCUACACACACGUACAAACUACUAUGGUGGCUUUGCAAUCUGAUUGGUCAAUUCGAAACGAGCUCACUCUACUAUGGUGUUGUAUGCACAUACUAUAA